AUGGCUGAUCAGUGUGAUCUGUGUCUGCUGGGACUGAUCAUUCUCUCUUCACUUCUCACAGAUGAUGUGUUCAUCAGUUCUGGUGAAAAUGUCCGUCUGCCCUGUAAUAAUGCUCUUUCUGACUGUACAUCAACUACAUGGAUCUACUAUAACAGAUUCAGAGGUUCAGCAGCAGUUAAACUGAUUGAAUUAGGGAUAAAGAAUAAACAUACAGAGAGACAUGAGAGACUGAGUCUGGGGUCUGACUGCUCUCUGAACAUCAAGAACGUCACAGAAGAUGAUUCUGGAUCUUACUUCUGCCGACAAUAUGUGAAUGACAAACAACAAGGAACUGGUGCGAGUGUUUCUCUGCAUGUUCUUCAUGUGUCUCCAUCAUCAUCAUCUUCAUCUUCAUCAUCCUCACAGACUGAGAUCAGUCCAGGUCGCUCUGUGACUCUCUCCUGUCAGUUGUAUUCAUAUUUUGGAUUCUCCUGUGAUUAUUGGGUUCGUUCUGAGGGACUUCAGCUGUUGUGGGUGAAUCAGGCUGGUGUUGAUCUGAAGACAGACUCCAGAUAUCAGAUAUUAUUCUCAUCAGAUCUCUGUAUCAUCACUCUGACUACAACACUCCUGAAUGAAGAUGACAACAGAGAGUGGAGAUGUCAGCUUACUCUCAAAAAUCAACUCAAGACCUCAGUCAGAUACACGCUCAAGUAUUCAGAUGAAGCAUCUGAACAUUCAUCUUCUGAUUCAACAACACUGAUUCCAGUCAGCAGCUCAAACUCUGAGAAGAAAUCAAGCCAAACUACAGCAGCAGCUCCUACACAAGGUUCAUGAUCACAUGAUCACUGUCACACAUCAUCAGUC
Megalobrama amblycephala (Wuchang bream) is the source of this 843-nucleotide messenger RNA. RefSeq lists its product as uncharacterized. Gene Ontology annotation, molecular function: protein tyrosine kinase binding; MHC class II protein binding. NCBI's taxonomy places the organism in Eukaryota, Metazoa, Chordata, Actinopteri, Cypriniformes, Xenocyprididae. The record is from RefSeq and is a predicted model, not a curated record. Gene Ontology annotation, biological process: positive regulation of ERK1 and ERK2 cascade; interleukin-15-mediated signaling pathway; T cell activation. The transcript has 4 exons. The coding region runs from base 1 to 813 and encodes 270 amino acids. Gene Ontology annotation, cellular component: external side of plasma membrane; membrane raft.